AUGGAGAGCUUGUGCAGCAAGGCUGACGCAAUGACCGAGGAAGUGUGGGGUGCUGUCUUGAAAACCAAGCAAGCAUAUGCAGCUUCGUCCGCCAAAGCCGCUGCAAGUGAAGAGACCGACUGCGACCAGGAUGGAGACACGCUUCAAUCUGAAGCCGGCAGAGGCAAGCACCGAGUACAACGAGGUUCUGGCGCAGACAACUGCCUGGAGGAGCCCUUGCAGAUCUGGUCAGUAGCGUACCUCGGUGGUACACUCGAACGCUGUAAGCAGCGGUGUGCCGGUGACUUCCACCAGGUGCGUGCCGUGCGAGACACAGCGCCCAACAAGCUGUGUUCUGUCCACGCGGAUCAGGCUCGAUCUCAUGGGCAUGUGCAUGACCAAGAGUUGCGAGUGUUGGCGGCGAGGGGCCUUCCAGGUCGCUUAUGGUUCUCUCAAGCCCUUGUGUUCGACGAGGCAUAUGAUUUCCUUCAAGACUUAGCAUUGUUAGAUGCGCCAGGAGCAAGGAAGUCUCAUGCCGAGACACAGGGGCAGACACCAGCUGCCGGCUGGGCCAAUAGACUUAUGCAGACGGGCCAGAGCACCUUCGAAACGAAGACCAUGGCUGUUCAUGGCGGAAAGGGUGCCCCUGCCGUCAGCACAUCCGUCGUAGGCAACAUUCACAGUGCGGUUGCUGUCGAGAUGGCCCGCGGCAUCCGUGGAGACCACGGAUGCGCGACAAGAAUGAGAAUGUUCUUAGUCUCUGGCGAACCUGUCCAGCCACACGCUCGCGUUGCGGGCUGCUGCGCGGCAUCCAAGCAGAAGUGGUGCUUGCUUCCCCGCUUGGUGCAGACAGCUUUAGGCCUGGAACAGCACCUGACUUCUCCACAAGCAGCACAGGUCUACUUCCAGGACGAGCUCAUGGAGUCACAGGAUGCGCCGUCGGACGUGCUCUACUUUCCUGACGAGCGCGGGUGGCAGUACACGCUCCCAGACGGCGUCGAGACUGCCAUUCGCCUGACUCGGCGAGAUCAUGGCUGGGAUGCGCAGUGGUGCCUCGGAGAUCGCGACUUUGAUAUUCCUGCCGAGCUCAGCGUUUACGACGCAGCAGAUCGGUUCGUGCGUCACUUCCGACAGAGCCAUCGACCCAUCGGUUUCCACGAUGACGCUGCCCAGGAGCUUUUUCUGUCCUACGCCACUUUCUACCAGAUCCAAGUGGUGGCUGCUCGUCAGAAUAAGGACAUCGCAGCUGCGGCCGCCAAGGGGACCAGUCCCUGGAAGCUGGCGCAACUCUCCGCUUGCAUAUGCCUCUGGGAUCUUCUGUGGUUGCCCGCCAGCACCAGCUCCACCAGCGUGCCGAUGGACCUGUCAGUCACCAGAGACCAUGUCCAGCGUGCCUUCACCUGCCUGGAAAUGCUUGAAGGUUUCGGCAACGUCCUUGCAGGGCUAGAAGCAGACAAAACAUGGAUGCAGGCCCCCGCGGAGUUGUACACGGACAACAGCGACGAGCUCCUCCUGCAGGGCAAGCUUCAAGACACGUACGGUGGCACGGAAGAUGAGACUCUGCGCAAGGAUGUCAACUUCGAUCCGGCCGUGCCGCAGAAGACGGGACUCAAGGAAACGCGAGAGAGCGAUUACGGGGCAGUGGAAGGGGAAACCCCUAGGCCCCCGACUGCAGAGGCUGGUGCUGGAUCGGCACACAGGCCGACUUAUCUUGAUCCGAAAGAGGUAAGAAAAGUCCACGCCGAACAGAUGAGAGCUCAUGUUCAAGAGCUCGCGGCAAGCAACGAUGAUGCGCAGGCCGUUCGCGAUGUUGCCGAUGAUGGUCUCGCUAAUCUGCUCGAUCCGCACAUCACUACCGAUAACGUUCGGCCCGCUCCAUUCUUCCCAUCAGGCGAUAUGACAUAUGGUGCG
This is a messenger RNA of Symbiodinium sp. CCMP2456, 1890 nucleotides long. NCBI's taxonomy places the organism in Eukaryota, Dinophyceae, Suessiales, Symbiodiniaceae. The record is from the annotation of a GenBank genome assembly.